Trichomonas vaginalis G3 is the source of this 591-nucleotide messenger RNA. RefSeq names its product keratin-associated protein family. The transcript has a single exon. The annotation marks the transcript as partial. The record is from RefSeq and is a predicted model, not a curated record. NCBI's taxonomy places the organism in Eukaryota, Parabasalia, Trichomonadida, Trichomonadidae.
AUGUUAGAUAAGAAAGCAGAUAAGAACCAUACACAUGAUUUCUUCACAACUGUUGGUAUAGAAAGUAUUGAAGGAACGGUUGAAGAAACUGGUGGGGAUGCAAUAUAUUGUAAACCUCCUAACUUUCCACAAGGUUUAACAUCGGAUGACGACAUAACGACGAUGAGAAACAUUAGAUGUAAAGAUGUUUAUGUCAUGAAGGAUGAACAUAAUAUUAAAUUCACUGCUCAAGAUUUAUAUGACAAGAAAGCCGACAAGAACCAUACACAUAAAUCCUUCACUACUGUUAGAGCAGACGACAUAAUAUUGAACUUUGACCUUGGUUCAAGUGCACCAUUAGAAAAUCCAAGUACAAGCGUAAAAGAUACUCUUAACAAUUUAGAUAAGAGUUGCAGGAAUACCGAAGAUCAUGCCAGAAACUUUGAAGCAUAUGAACUACCAGCAAUGUUAGAUAAGAAAGCCGACAAAACAGAGCUUCAAACAUUAAAGACAGAAAUACUUCAAACAUUAUAUCCUAUAGGUUCUAUUUAUACGUCAAUGAACUCAACAAAUCCAGCAACAGUUCUGGGUUUCGGUACGUGGGAACAGAUU